AUGUCGAGCAGAAAACCAUUAAUACGGUACGUUUUUUCAGAAAUAAUAUUUUCGCAUAAAAUAUUUAGAAAAUAAAUACGUGUUUUUAAUAAACAAAAACGUGGAAAACACAUUUCUAUGUUUCCGAAAUUUUCUCUUUUUAAAAUGAAUUUUCACAAUCAGAGAAUAUAAUUUUUGCAUUUUUCUCUACUCUUUAUGUCUGAAAUACGGCAACGAAAAAAUACUGAAACUUCAGAAAAAAGUGUUAAUUCUAGGAGCUCAUCGCAUUCUGAUCGACCAACUAAAAUGAGAAACUGGCCACUUUUUGUAUUCCUAAUUGGACUUGUAUUGUUCUUCUAUAUUUUCUAUAUUUAUCAAGCACAAAGUACAACUUUGAGUAUGGCAAAUGAUGAAAUUCGAAUGCUCAAUAUUCAAUUAUCAAAUACAAAAACUAAAUUAGUUGGUGAGUUAAUCAACUAAUUUUGUAAUUUCAAUAUUUUCCAAUAUAUAUUUUUUUAGAUACUUUGGCUUCUCUUGAAAGCGUUAAUGCUGUUCAACGAACUUCGGAAGCAGAACUUGAUGAAUUACGCAAAAAAUCAGAAGAAUGUUUUGGAAAUCUUAGAAAUUCGAAACUUCGUCUUGAUGGAUUGGAAAAAGAUAACAAAGAAAAUACAGAAAAUAACAAUGAACUUCAAUCAAAAUUGAAAACAGCAGAAUUGCAAAUAACUGAUUUUGAGAGAAAUAAUACAGCAUUGAUAAAUAUGGUGAAAGCACAAGAAGAAUUGAUUCAACAAUUGAACCAAACUGUUGCAUUGUAAGUUCAAGUCAUACUUUCAGAUAAAUUAAAAUAAUAUUUCAGCAUGAAAAACGAGAAACAAACACAAAUUGUUGCGGAAGUUCAAUUGACAUCAACAUCUACACCUUCUGCUCUCGAAGGUCAACAAAAUCAACAAAUUGCUGAACAUGAAAAUGCUCAAAAUGAGAAACUUGCUGAAUCCACAACACAAAAACAAGAACAAGUACCAGAAGAACAAGAACAAGCACAACAACAACAACCAGAAGUUCGGGAAUAA
Molecule: messenger RNA, 1052 nt
Organism: Caenorhabditis angaria
Lineage: Eukaryota; Metazoa; Nematoda; Chromadorea; Rhabditida; Rhabditidae
Source: the annotation of a GenBank genome assembly